UCAAAAAGCUGCGUACAUCAUAAUUCAGAGGUCAUUGCUAGUAAAACUACCUAGUUGAACGACAAAUUCUUUAUAGAGAUGUUAGGAAUUCAUGCUAGAGAUAUAAGGUUUUUUUGAUUUCUCAAAGCAAAAAAAAGUCUUGUGUGUGCGUGAGCUAUUUGAGAAUUUAACUGUUAGCAAACGUCCACAUUCUGAUGAUGUAAAAGUUUGUUUGAGUUAUAAUUGUUGGCCAUAAACGCAAAAGAAAAAAAAAAUUGCAUGAACUUGGGAAUUUUGUUCUUAGCAUUUUCAUGUUUAAACCAUUUUAAAACGCAUUCGAAGAUCCAUUGUGUCGCCAAGCCGUAAUAGCGUAACAUUUAUCCAAUGGCAUUUUCUCAAUCUGGAAGCUUAACUACACUUGUGAGAAUGCAAAGUGGCAAACAAACGUUUACUUGUGAGGUUUGUCCAAAGACAUUUUCCUUUUUUUCACACCUCAAGAGACAUGCCGUAACCCAUACUGGCGAAAAACCUUAUUCUUGUGAACAUUGUUCAAAGACGUUUUCUCUGGAAUCGAAAUUGAAAUCCCAUUGUAGAACGCAUACUGGAGAGAAACCCUAUGCUUGUAAGUUGUGCUCUAAGAGCUUUACUCGAAUUACGAGCCUGAGGCUGCAUUUGAAAAUCCAUACUGGGGGUAGGGCUAAACCUUACUCCUGUGAGCUGUGCGGUAGGAGCUUUUCUCUCCUUUCGUACUUGAAAAAUCAUUUAAAACUCCAUACUGGGGACAAACCUUAUUCUUGUGAGCUGUGCUCUAAGAGCUUUUCUCAAGUCUCGAGCCUGAAGCAGCAUUUGAGGAUUCAUACUGGGGACAAACCUUAUUCUUGUGAGCUGUGCUCUAAGAGCUUUUCUCAGAACUCGAGCUUUAAGUUACAUUUGAGAACUCAUACUGGCGAAAAGCCUCAUUCUUGUGAAUAUUGUUCAGAAACAUUUUCUCAAAAGUACCAACUAAGGGAGCAUAUGGGAACCCAUACUGGAGUAAAACCCUACUGUGAAGUGUGCUCUAAGACCUUUACACAAGUUUCAUACCUUAAAGCACAUUUGAGAAUCCAUUCCGGCGAAAAACUGUUAUCUUGUGAACAUUGUUCGAAGACGUUUUUUCGGAAAGGGGAUUGGAAAACUCAUGUGAAGAUUCAUACUGGGGACAAACCAUACUCUUGUUCGUUGUGCUCUGGGCGAUUUUCUCGAGCUUCGGCCGUGAAAACACAUAUGAGAACUCAUACUGGUGAGAAACCUUAUUCUUGUGCAGAUUGUUCAGAAGCAUUUUCUGCUAAAGGAAAUUUAAAGAGACAUAUGGGAAUCCACACAGCCGAAGAGCCAUAUUUUUGUGAAUGUUGCUCAAAAAUGUAUUCUCGAAAAGAAGAUUUCGAAACGCAUAUGAGAAUCCAUGCUGAAGAGUGAAGACCAGUGGCGCACACAAGGGGAGGAUCCAGGGGGUCCGAACCCCUCCCGUAGCCCUAAAGUUUUUUUGAUUGAAGAUUAUCCUAUGAAUGUAGUGAGUAAAAUAAUUCCAAGAAAAGCAAACAAUAAUUUCAGAUUUAAUAAAUGAAAAAUUAAAAUUUUUCUUACUUUCUUCUCCUGCAAAAUCAAAUUGUAUACGAACAUA
Uloborus diversus is the source of this 1639-nucleotide messenger RNA. Its product is annotated as zinc finger protein 235-like. Bases 364 to 1434 code for a protein of 356 amino acids. The record is from RefSeq and is a predicted model, not a curated record. Gene Ontology annotation, biological process: regulation of cytokine production; regulation of immune system process; negative regulation of transcription by RNA polymerase II. The transcript has a single exon. Lineage: Eukaryota; Metazoa; Arthropoda; Arachnida; Araneae; Uloboridae.